Messenger RNA from Solea solea (common sole), 915 nucleotides. RefSeq lists its product as uncharacterized. Bases 1 to 915 code for a protein of 304 amino acids. The transcript has a single exon. NCBI's taxonomy places the organism in Eukaryota, Metazoa, Chordata, Actinopteri, Pleuronectiformes, Soleidae. The record is from RefSeq and is a predicted model, not a curated record.
AUGGAACGGCGAGACACGGCUUUCCGCGGUUGUGUGCCCCCAGAGAAGAGAGUUGCUAUAGCACUGUGGAAGCUAGCUACUGGCUCAGAGUACCGGACUAUCGGCCAUCUUUUUGGAGUCAGUGUCUCAACUGUGUGUCGGUGUGUGCAGGAUUUCUGUACUGCAGCAGAGACGUUGUUGGUGCCAGAACAGAUACGGUUUCCUGAUGAGGAGAAUUUCAAGGAAAUGGCUGCCUACAAUGAGAAGAGGUGGGGGCUCCCACACUGUGUUGGUGCAAUUGAUGGAUCCCACAUACCGAUCAUAGCACCGCAGGACUAUCACUGUGACUACUUCAACCGUAAAGGAUGGCACUCCAUCAUUCUUCAAGGAGUUGUUGAUGGAAAGGGGCUUUUCUGGAAUGUGUUUUCUGGACUGCCAGAAAGCUGUCAUGAUGCCAGGGUUUUGAGACUGUCUGCACUAUGGGAGUUAGCCAGCCGGGGAAACCACUUCCCAGCUCACACCAGGAACAUAGGUGGGGUGAACACUGGCUACUACAUCCUGGGUGACUCUGCAUAUCCAUUGCUGAACUGGCUCUUAAAACCAUUCCAUGACACUGGACGACUCACAGCGGAACAGCAAACAUUUAACAAAAAAGUCAGUAGAGCACGGGUGGUGGUUGAGAAUGCUUUUGGCAGGCUGAAGGAAAGGUGGCGCUGCCUGUUGAAAAGGAAUGACUGUGUUAUACAGCUUGUGAAAUCCAUGGUGGUGACUUGCUGUGCUCUGCACAAUCUGUGUGAAAGUUAUGGGGAGACCUAUAACAGCGAAUGGGAUGCACUCACAGCAGUGACAGUCGUUGAGCCAGUCGUGGAAGUGGCACAGGGUGCAGAGGAGGGCAGAGAUGUACGUGAGGGUUUGAUGCGUCACUUGUUGUUGUGA